Molecule: messenger RNA, 999 nt
Organism: Enterobius vermicularis (human pinworm)
Lineage: Eukaryota; Metazoa; Nematoda; Chromadorea; Rhabditida; Oxyuridae
Source: the annotation of a GenBank genome assembly
AUGAAAGGCGGUGCGUCCUGUGUACGCGUGGUGCGUUACGUAUUUUUAGCCCAUUGCGAUCGUUUUGCUCGUCCAUCUGUUCCAAAGGUUAAUGUGUUCUUGGAUUUUGAGAACGCUGAACCAUCCGAAGCUGAACUUCAGCUGUUUACCGUUGCUGAACAGGUAUUGGAAGAGGCAGAACUGUUACUCUCGGACUUAGGAUCCUAUGGCAGUGGCGCGACUGCAGAAAUUCGGGUCGCUAUUCAACAACCAAGCAAUCAAAAUGCGCAGACAGCUGCAUUCACCAUUCUUGAUAAACUUGCUCAACGCAUUCAGGCUUAUUAUAACCUGUCGUUGAAAAUUGAACAAGUUUUCCCCUUGUUGCUUUGGAAACUUUGUUCAGGACCUCUUCCGCCGGCUGAGCAAAUUGAUUCUUUACAAGCAACGUGCCGGCAAUACGCUAGGCUCAUCGACUUUGUCCUGUUGUUUGACACAAUGAAAAUGUGUACACCAGCUUUACAAAAUGAUUUUAGUUUCUACCGAAGAUCCAUGUCUAGAGAGGUUGGCGGACCAUACUCAGUAACGCUUGAAAUGGCAAAUACAAUUUCGUUGUUCCUCGCUAAUCCCACUCCUAUGUUGACAUCCUUAGCAACAGCAGUUUGCAAUUUCAUUAAAACGCACAGUGAAGUUCCUGAUUCCAGUGCAACUAGUACUUUGGCAACAAUAGUGCAGGUGUGUCAGUUUAUGGUGGAAACUGAAGAAAACUGGAACCGACUUUCCGAGUACCACAGGCUAUUUACUGUUCGACUUAUGGUUGGCACAAUAAUACUUUUUGAUCAUAUUGAUCAUGCUGGCGCAUUUUGUAAAGACUCUUUAAUUGAUAUUAAAUCUGUGGUUGAACUGUUGAAGGCGGAGUUUAAACCUGAUGUGACAACAUCUUUACUGAAUGCGUUACGAUACAAUACGAAACAUUUGAAUGAUUCCACGACGCCGAAGUCUGUUCGAAUGCUGUUCCCCUAA